UCCUGGGCCGCCUGGAUGCCGCCGGCCGUGGCGGGCCUGGCGGGUUCCUGCGCCUCCAUCCCGUGCCGCUUCUCGUUCCCCGAGGAGCUGCGGCCGGGCUCGGUGCAGGGGCUCUGGUUCUUCGGCAGCCCCUACCCCCGCCACUACCCGCCCGUGGUGGCGCGGUCGCGGCCGGGGGCGACCCACGAGAGUUUCGCGGGACGCGCGCGGCUCGUGGGGGAGCCGGCGCUGCGGAGCUGCGCGCUGGAGCUGGGGCCGCCGCUCAGCGCCGAGCUCGCCGGCCGCUACUACUUCAGGGUGGACCUGGGAGGGGUGGACCUGGGAGGGUACAACCAGUACAGCUUCAGCGAGCACGCCGCGCUCCAGGUGCUCGAGGAGCCGGCGCUGGAGGUGCCCCCGGAGCUGCCGCAGGUGCUGGAGGUGUCGGGCCCGGCCGAGGCCCUGGAGGGCUCCGAGGUUCACCUGGGCUGCCGGGCCGAGGGCCGCCCCGCCCCGCUGCUCACCUGGUUCCGGGGGCCGCAGGUGCUGCGCGAGGAGCCGGGCGCGGCGGAGCUGCCGCUGCACCUGGCGCAGGUGAGCCCCGAGGACAGCGGCACCUACACCUGCGUGGCCGAGAACCGGCACGGCCGCCACAACCGGAGCCUGGAGCUGCACGUGGCCUACGCCCCGCGCACCCCGAUGGUGAACGGCACGCUGUGGGUGCUGGCAGGUGAGCGGCUGCUGCUCACCUGUGCCUCACCUGUCCAUAUCUCACCUGUCGGGCUGGCGCGCUGCGUCUGCGCCGCCGCGGCCGUGCCGGCGCCCGCCGUGGCCUUCGAGCUGCCCUGGCUCAACGCCACCGUGGCCGAGGGCCACCGCGACUUCGCGCUCACCUGGAGCUCCGCCGGCGCCGCCCGCGCCGCCCUGACGCUGCGCGGGGGCCUGGAGCCCCGGCUGGCCGUGCUCUGCGCCGCCCGCAACGGCCACGGCGCCGCCCGCGCGCAGCUGCGCUUCCACCACCCAGCGGGGCUGGUCUGGGCCAAGGUGGGCCCCGUGGGCGCCGUCGUCGCCUUCGCCGUCGUCAUCGCCCUCGUCUGCUACCUGAGCCAGAGCCGCCGCAAGUGAGCCCCGCCCCCCGCCGGCCACGCCCACCGGGGG
This is a messenger RNA of Lonchura striata (white-rumped munia), 1137 nucleotides long. NCBI's taxonomy places the organism in Eukaryota, Metazoa, Chordata, Aves, Passeriformes, Estrildidae. The record is from RefSeq and is a predicted model, not a curated record.